This is a messenger RNA of Sciurus carolinensis (gray squirrel), 1634 nucleotides long. It is a transcript of the gene Phlda3, whose product is annotated as pleckstrin homology like domain family A member 3. The transcript has 2 exons. Lineage: Eukaryota; Metazoa; Chordata; Mammalia; Rodentia; Sciuridae. Gene Ontology annotation, biological process: intrinsic apoptotic signaling pathway in response to DNA damage by p53 class mediator; positive regulation of apoptotic process; negative regulation of phosphatidylinositol 3-kinase/protein kinase B signal transduction. Gene Ontology annotation, molecular function: phosphatidylinositol phosphate binding. The coding region runs from base 542 to 919 and encodes 125 amino acids. Gene Ontology annotation, cellular component: plasma membrane. The record is from RefSeq and is a predicted model, not a curated record.
GAGCCAGAAGGCUUGGACUGUCGGGUAAGCGCCCCCGCCGGGUCCCAGUCCUCCCCGCCCUGCGCCCUGCGCCUGCGAGUGUGGCGGAGCCCCGCCCCCGGGGGCCCUGCCGGGGCGGGUGCGCGGCGCGGAGGGGAGGGCCGGCGGGCCAGGAAUGCGGGGCGGGCGGCCUAGGAGGCGAGCGGCGGAACAUGUAAGGGCACAUCCCGCGAGCUGCCGCCCAGCGCGCAGACAGAGCCCAGGGAGCAAGCGAGCGAGCGGGCCGGCGGGCGGUGGGGCUUACGGACCCGGGAGGCGCAGCGCACCGGGCAGAGGCGCGGCGAGAUCGCUCGGUGCGGAGGAACCGGAGCGGGUUGAAGCAAGAGGCAAGCGAGGCGACAGCACGCACUGCCCGGGCGACCGUGUCCGAGGACUGCGGUGCGGACGCAGGUGGGCAGGGCGCAUUGCCAGCCAGCCCCGGGGCCAGAAUCCGGCGCUGCAGAGCCGGGAGGGACGCCGCGCCCUCCGCAGCCUCUAGCGUUCUGGGAACCUCGGAGUGCCCAUGUCGGCGGCGGCGACAGUGCUCAAGGAGGGCGUGCUGGAGAAGCGCAGCGGCGGGCUGCUGCAGCUGUGGAAGCGCAAGCGCUGCGUGCUCACCGAGCGCGGGCUGCAGCUCUUCGAGGCCAAGGGCACCGGUGGCCGGCCCAAGGAGCUCAGCUUCGCUCGCAUCAAGGCCGUGGAGUGCGUGGAGAGCACCGGGCGCCACAUCUACUUCACACUAGUGACCGAGGGUGGCGGUGAGAUCGACUUCCGCUGCCCCCUCGAAGACCCCGGCUGGAACGCCCAGAUCACCCUGGGCCUGGUCAAGUUCAAGAACCAGCAGGCCAUCCAGACAGUGCGGGCCCGGCAGAGUCUGGGGACCGGGACCCUCGUGUCCUAAACCACCAGGCAUACCAUCUUACCGUCAUGCUCCCCACCACAGCGGUGCCCAGAGGUCAUGCCAGCUUCCUUUCCCCUUUGACCGGUGGGAACCUGACUGUGCUUCACGUGGUAAGGCAGAUGCCCUGGACCUUUGGAGGAGACAUUGGAACUGAAGGAGUGGACAGGGCCAGGGGACGAGGACAGAAGCCUCCCCCUACCCUGGGGCUGAGGAUGAAGAUUCAGCUCCUGGAUGUUCAGACUGGCGGAACAUGCCCAGCUCAAGGUCUUCUAACCUCACGUGUGACGGUGGAGAGCUGGCAUCAAAGCCCUCCCCACUGUGAUCCUGCCUUUGGUUCUGCAGACUGCUGUAGCCCUGGCCUUGCCCCAUGCCUGGAGGAAGGCAUUCCCCCUGGGGCACUUGGCCAACUCCACAGGACUCAGGAGGCCAGUCUAGUGUCCAGAGAACAAACCACCCUUGGAUAGCCUCUGGACUCACCUUGAGGAGGGGGAGCUGCUGGGCCUGAGGCCCAUGCCUGGGGGUCUCCUGCUGCUUAGGUCCUUUUGGGACCCCCACCCUUCCAGGCCCUCUCUUUGCACACUUCUUCCUCCACCUCUACCCAUCUUCCCCCCACUGCGGUGCUAGGCCUGGAGGUGGUGGGGGUGGGGUGGGGGUUUGGCCUUUACCAUUUCAUGUCUAUUUCAAAAUGAAGAUGUCCCACAAAGAGAAGUAACCA